AUGCGCACUUCAGUCAUUGCUCUUGCGGCUCUCGGCGCUGCUACCGCCAGUGCUUCGUUUGUCUAUCCUGAUGCUGUUCCUCUCCACCGGCGUCAGGGGCCAGGUACUCCGGAAUACGAGUGCCAUGCCAACUGCGGCGGUGUGAUUGUGGACGGUCGCCAGGAAAACUACUGCACUUCCGAAGACUACAAGACCAAGCUCGCUGCGUGUCUCGAUUGCGCGCUCCCGUAUGACAUCUGGCAAUACUACGGCACCAGCGUGACAAAGGCCGCGCAGGCUUGCGGUGAUGAUGCAACUCCGCACCCAGGCACGGCGAGCAGCAGCAGCAGUGAAGCUCCAGCCCCGACAUCAAGCGCCGCUCCAAGUUCAAACGUCGCUCCCACUUCAAGCGCUCCAGGGUCCUCCGCUGCUACGCACAAUGACGCUGCAUCCUCCUCUGCAUCAUCUCAGGGGGCCGCGACCACCGCUGCUACAUCAUCUGCUACUGGCUGGGACACUGCUACCAAGCCGACCGGAAGCUCGACUGCUUCUGGCACAGCUCCCGUCGCAACAUAUACCGGUGCUGCGGCCCAAGUUAUUAUGUCCGGACUCCUGGCUGUCCUUCCUGCCGGAGCCAUGGCUGCGGGCUUGGCUUAA
This is a messenger RNA of Exophiala dermatitidis NIH/UT8656, 636 nucleotides long. RefSeq lists its product as uncharacterized. The transcript is spliced from 3 exons. The record is from RefSeq and is a predicted model, not a curated record. The coding region runs from base 1 to 636 and encodes 211 amino acids. NCBI's taxonomy places the organism in Eukaryota, Fungi, Ascomycota, Eurotiomycetes, Chaetothyriales, Herpotrichiellaceae.